Molecule: messenger RNA, 2069 nt
Organism: Tachysurus fulvidraco (yellow catfish)
Lineage: Eukaryota; Metazoa; Chordata; Actinopteri; Siluriformes; Bagridae
Gene: dmap1
Product: DNA methyltransferase 1 associated protein 1
Exons: 11
Coding region: 155-1549 (464 amino acids)
Biological process (GO): DNA repair; chromatin remodeling; negative regulation of transcription by RNA polymerase II
Cellular component (GO): NuA4 histone acetyltransferase complex; Swr1 complex; nucleus
Molecular function (GO): transcription corepressor activity
Source: RefSeq, a predicted model, not a curated record
AGAGCUACCUAAAGGUCUUUAGGAUGUAACGUCACGGCAGUACACCGGUUUGUUAGCAUGUUAGCAUUGUUUAUUACAAAAACGACCAUAAGAAAGACUAAUAAUAAAAAGAUACAUUUAUUAGUUAGAAGAAAGUAACGGUGUAGAGGGGAUCAUGGCUACCGGUGCUGAUGUGAGGGACAUCCUGGAGCUGGCUGGAGGAGACAAUGAUGCAGGACCAAUCAGCAAGAAGGACAUCAUUAACUCUGACAAGAAAAAGGUGAAGAAAAGCACGGAGACUCUGACGUUUAAGAGACCAGAGGGGAUGCACAGAGAGGUCUAUGCUCUGCUCUACUCCGAUAAAAAGGAUGCUCCCCCUCUGUUACCUAGUGACACCACUCAGGGUUACCGCACAGUCAAAGCCAAGCUAGGCUGUAAGAAAGUUCGUCCAUGGAAGUGGAUGCCCUUCACCAACCCGGCUCGGAAAGACGGAGCCAUCUUCCAUCACUGGAGACGAGCGGUGGAGGAGGGCAAGGACUACCCCUUCGCCCGCUUUAAUAAGACGGUACAGGUACCUGUGUACUCCGAGCAGGAGUAUCAGAUGUACCUGCAUGACGACGGCUGGACCAAAGCGGAGACGGAUCACCUGUUCGACCUGUGCAAGCGAUUCGACCUGCGAUUCGUCAUCAUCCACGAUCGCUACGAUCACCAGCAGUACAGAAAACGUUCCGUGGAGGAUCUGAAAGAACGUUAUUACAACAUUUGCGGGAAGCUGACGAAGGUCCGCGCUCCAGCCGGCACCGAACCGAAAGUCUACAUCUUCGACGCAGGACACGAGAGACGCAGGAAAGACCAGCUGGAGAGACUGUUUAACCGAACACCUGAACAGGUGGCAGAGGAAGAGUACCUGAUCCAGGAGCUGAGGAAGAUCGAGACACGGAAGAAGGAAAGGGAGAAGAAAGCGCAGGACCUGCAGAAGCUGAUCACGGCGGCCGACAGCACCACGGAGAUGCGUCGGGGCGACCGCAAGGCCACGAAGAAGAAACUGCCACAGAAACGAGAGGCUGAGAAACCGGCUGUACCUGAAACAGCAGGAAUCAAAUUCCCCGACUUCAAAUCCGCCGGCGUGUCACUGCGAAGCCAGAGGAUGAAGUUACCAAGCUCAGUAGGACAGAAGAAGAUCAAAGCCAUUGAGCAAAUCCUCACAGAGCAGACAGUGGACCUGAACCCCAUGCCCACUGAGGAUAUAGUGGCGAUGUUUAACGAGCUGCGCAGUGACCUGGUGCUGGUGUAUGAGCUGAAGCAGGCACACAGUAACUGUGAGUACGAGCAGCAGAUGCUGAGACAUCGUUACGACGCUCUGCACAAAGCAGGAGGUUCUGCAGCUCCCCACAGUAACGGCACCGCAGGACCCGACUCUCACAGCUGGGCCGCAGGAGUCGACGACAUCAAACCUGAACCUAAAGAACAGAUCAUCGACGUGGUCGGUGCACCGCUUACACCCAACUCGCGUAAACGGAGAGAGUCGGCCUCCAGCUCCUCGUCCGUGAAGAAGAUGAAGAAGCCGUGACGCGGUUCGCUUUCUCAGCUCUGACAGAAAGACUUCCCGAAGCUUCCGUGGUGACGAGAUGAUGGGAGGAAAAGGACGUCCUUUUUUUUGUUUGUUUAACCUGAACUGUUCUCUCAGUAAAGUGCUGCCGCACCUCAUCGUCCCUUAUUCAUCAGGUCAUGUUCCACGCAGAGGCACCAGGUGAACUGUGAGUCACUGUAUAAAUGACCUGAGAGAACCGGAGUGUUCGGGUCAUUAAGAGCAGAAGGAAAGCAGAAGAUCAGAACUUUUUUUUUUGUUUAAACUUCUCCUCCAGUUUCUGGGUAUUAUACUGUACAGUAUGUGUAGCUUCCUGUGACGUGUAGCUUCCUGUGACGUGUAGCUUCCUGUGACGUCCCUCUUCUGUAAUCCCUGUCCCGGAAUACACAAAAUGUCCACCGGACUUUCUCUAUCGUCUGUCUGCUGCGACCGGCUCAAAACAACGGAGCUACGGAGCAGCUAUGAUUUAACAAUUUAAUAAACGUGUGCCAAUUUUUCUGUA